Messenger RNA from Zootoca vivipara (common lizard), 908 nucleotides. Lineage: Eukaryota; Metazoa; Chordata; Lepidosauria; Squamata; Lacertidae. The record is from RefSeq and is a predicted model, not a curated record.
GGCAAAAUUUUACAGAACACACGUAUUGGGGGGAAUGAUUGUGUGCAAGAUGAAGGGGGACUCUGAAGGGAGACUCUGAAGGUCCAUUUAACAGAAAAGGAUCCAUUUAACACAAAAAGCCACAGCAACGCGUGGCAGGUCCAGCUAGUAAAUAAUAAAAUUAUUAUUGAUUCAGGUAGGUAGCUGUGUUUAAAUAAAUAAAUAAAUAAAUAAAUAAAUAAAUAAAAAUUUUAAUUGUCCUGUAGCACCUUAGAGACCAACUAAGUUUGUUCUGGGUAUAAGCUUUCGUGUGCAUGCACACUUCUACAGAUACACGGCGAAAAGGAAACAAUACAAGAAGAGGCCAGAACACAAAGCGUAUGGUGCAUUUAUCUCAUACAGCGAAAACGAUGCGCUGUCAGCUAAAGAGACCCUGCUGGAAAAACUGGAAGCCCUCGAGUUUAGAGUAUGUUACCACGAGAGAGACUUCAUGCCAGGGCACCCGGUUGUUGGGAACAUUUUUCACUGCAUUGAGAACAGCCACAAAGUUCUCUUUGUGCUGUCGCCCAGCUUCGUCAACAGUCGCUGGUGCCAGUAUGAGCUGUUCUUUGCUGAACAUCAGGUCCUUAGCAAAAAUGAAGACUCUCUCAUUAUGGUUGUGCUGGAAGACCUGCCGCCCAACAGCAUCCUGCAGAAAAGGAAAACCUACUUGAAGUGGAGCCCGGAGGAACACAAACAAAAGCUCUUCUGGAGCCAGCUGACCGCUGUUCUGAAAACGACAAACGAGCCUAUGGCUUUGACAGAGGAAAAUGGGCUGUACUAGGAAGCAGGGGGGACACAUAGGAAAUUGAGGGUGCAUGGAUGUGGAACACAAACAUUUGUGGACUGGAGCAUGCUGAGAUGUUGGCUUUGGGCUGUUAAGAACACUA